Messenger RNA from Pollicipes pollicipes, 1844 nucleotides. RefSeq names its product cullin-1. Gene Ontology annotation, molecular function: ubiquitin protein ligase binding. Gene Ontology annotation, cellular component: cullin-RING ubiquitin ligase complex. Gene Ontology annotation, biological process: ubiquitin-dependent protein catabolic process. The record is from RefSeq and is a predicted model, not a curated record. Lineage: Eukaryota; Metazoa; Arthropoda; Thecostraca; Pollicipedomorpha; Pollicipedidae.
GGAAUGCGUUGCAAUAUCGUGUGAUUAGAGGUUUCUUUUGUGUGAGCAGCGCUUUGUGUAAAAUAGUCGGCAUAGGGGUUAUCGGGUUUCUUUUUUCAAAGCGUCCCCUUAUAAGAUAGGGAAGACUGAUUGAAGUCCUCGUGAAAGAUAUGAUCCCGAUGUCUCGUCACCUGGGCCAAGGCAGUCAGCAGACGCGGCAGACGGAGCUGGACGAGAUAUGGGGCGACCUGCUGCGCGGCAUCGAGCAGGUGUACAGUGGCCAGUCGAUGGGCCGCGAGCGCUACCUCCAGCUCUACACCCUCGUCUACAACUACUGCACCAGCGUGCAGCAGCAGACGCAGCCGUCCAGUUCGCGCGCCUCGUCGGCCAAGUCCAAGAAGAGCAGCACGUGUCACAGUGGCGCGCAGAUUGUCGGCCAUGAACUCUACAAGCGACUCAGGGAGUUCUUCAAGGGGUACCUGAUGAGGCUACUCAAGGGCGGCAAGGAGCUGAUGGAUGAGCCGGUGCUGCAGUUCUACACAAAGAACUGGAGCGAGUACCAGUUCAGCUCCAACGUGCUGAACGGCGUGUGCGCCUACAUCAACCGGCACUGGGUGCGGCGCGAGCUGGAGGAGGGCCGCAAGGACAUCUACGAGGUGUAUCAGCUGGCGCUAGACACGUGGCGCGAGCAUCUCUUCAAGCCGCUACACAAACAGGUGACGAACGCCGUGUUGAAGCUCAUCGAACGGGAGAGGAACGGAGAGACCAUAAACACGCGGCUAGUUAGCGGCGUCAUCAACAGCUACGUUGAGCUCGGUCUCAAGGACGAGGAGCCAGGCCCCAAGGGCAUCAACCUGUCUGUGUACCGGGAGUCGUUCGAGAAGGUGUUCCUCGAGGACACGGAGCGCUACUACACCCGCGAGAGCACAGAGUUCAUCAGCCAGAACCCCAUCACCGAGUACCUGCGCAAGGCGGAGCUCCGGCUGCAGGAGGAGCAGCGCCGCGUCCAGCUCUACCUGCACGAGAGCACGCACGACAAGCUGGCCUCCAGCUGCGAGCGCGUGCUCAUCCAGCGCCGGCUCGAGACGCUGCACGCCGAGUUCCAGAACCUGCUCAACGACGACAAAAACGACGACCUGGAGCGCAUGUUCAACCUGGUGUCGCGGAUACCGGACGGCCUGAGUGAGCUGAGGACCAUACUGGAGAACCACAUCGUCAACCAGGGCAUCCAGGCCAUCGAGAAGAUCGGCGACGACGCCUCGAACGACCCCAAGGAGUACGUGCAGACGAUAUUGAACGUGCAGCGCAAGUACAAUGAAAUGGUGCAGGGCGCCUUCAAAAACGACGCGGGCUUCAUCGCGGCGCUGGACAAGGCGUGCGGCAAGUUCAUCAACAACAACCCCGUCACAAAGGACGCCAAGUCGUCGAAGAGCCCCGAGCUGUUAGCCAGGUACUGUGAUCUGCUGCUGCGGAAGAGCAGCAAAAACCCGGAGGAGACAGAGCUCGAGGACAUACUCAACCAAGUGAUGAUCGUCUUCAAGUAUAUUGAGGACAAGGAUGUCUUUCAAACCUUCUACAGCAAGAUGCUGGCUAAGCGUCUGGUGCAGCAAAUGUCGGCCAGUGACGACGCCGAGGCCUCGAUGAUAUCCAAGCUAAAGCAGGCCUGCGGCUACGAGUACACGUGCAAGCUGCAGCGCAUGUUCCAAGACGUGGGCAUAUCGAAGGGCCUGAACGACGACUUCCGGCGGCGUCACAGCAGCGCGGCCGACAGCAGCCAGGGCCUGGACCUGGACUUCAGCAUCCAGGUGUGCUCGUCCGGCUCCUGGCCCUUCACGCAGUCGGCCACGUUCCUGCUCCCGCAGCAG